Molecule: messenger RNA, 1019 nt
Organism: Cololabis saira (Pacific saury)
Lineage: Eukaryota; Metazoa; Chordata; Actinopteri; Beloniformes; Belonidae
Gene: ier3ip1
Product: immediate early response 3 interacting protein 1
Exons: 3
Coding region: 33-281 (82 amino acids)
Biological process (GO): endoplasmic reticulum to Golgi vesicle-mediated transport
Cellular component (GO): Golgi membrane; endoplasmic reticulum membrane; COPII-coated ER to Golgi transport vesicle
Source: RefSeq, a predicted model, not a curated record
AGAGAGAAGAAGAAGAAGCAGCAGCUGCCAGCAUGGCGUUUACUCUCUACUCUCUCAUCCAGACCGCUAUUCUGUGCACGAAUGCGGUCGCUGUGUUGCAUGAGGAGCGGUUUCUCAGCAAGAUGGGCUGGGGCGUUGAACAAGGAGUUGGGGGUUUUGGGGAUGAUCCAGGAAUCAAAGCUCAGAUACUCAACCUCAUCCGUUCAGUCAGGACCAUCAUGAGAGUGCCCUUGAUAAUAGUGAACACUGCCUGCAUCAUCCUGCUGUUGCUGUUUGGUUGAUGGCUGGGCGUUGGUCCACUGAUCUGGAGGAAAUUUGCCAAGGAACAACCACACACUUGUGUACGGAGCAGCUCCAGGUUUAGAGAUUUUCAUCAUUGUCUGCCAACAACAAGGACGAAAAAGUUAUUUUAUUUUUGUUUUUUUCUUUAAUAUCUUCAAUUUGCAGAGAGGGAACCACAAAUAAGAAUCUGCCUUCCAGCUGCAAAGACAAGAAGAGUUGACCCACUCACCAGACAAAUAUAUCAGACUAUCUCCCCUGCUCAUGAGCACAGAAAUGCCUACACGCAUUACAUUUUUUUAACAUCAUCUCGGACGUUUGUGCUGCACAGGUCAUAUUCAUUGUUUUUCACAGUAUGUUGAGAGGAAUCUGUUUUGAUGAGUUAGUGAUAUGUGCCAUAUGUUUUGUGAAAGGUUUAAAUCAGCAUCGAAGGCCUGGAAAGGUGCUUAAAAUCAGUGUUCGGAGAUCAUAAACAAUAACUUUAAUCCUGUCGGUAGAGCUGUGUUAUAAGCUGCAGACUUCUGCAGCGUGUUUGUACAGACAGAUUGGGAGAAAACAGGAUUUGUUAAAGUGACGGUCACUAUAAAGGUUUAAUUUUUGCUGUUUGUUGUCAUUAACACAUUUUCUUCCAUAUUAUAUUUUAAGCAAUACUCCUGAAAACAAAUCAAACUGGAUGUACUGUUUUCAGUGUGGCCUGCACAUCAAGGCUCUGUUUUUUUAAAUAAAUUUGGUUGAGUUUU